AUAAAAAACCUAUAAAACCCCCGCACGCGCCCUGCCCUUUAUUUCCCCACCUUCUCCGCCCCCAUUCUGCCUACUGCAAAGCGUCCACACACCAAUAAAGAAGAAACAAAAGAGUUGGUUGAAGCCCGCAAAUGUCGGACGAGGAGCACCAUUUUGAAUCCAAGGCCGACGCCGGCGCCUCCAAAACCUACCCUCAACAGGCCGGUACCAUCCGCAAGAACGGCUACAUCGUCAUCAAAAACCGCCCCUGCAAGGUUGUAGAAGUUUCCACUUCCAAGACUGGGAAGCACGGUCAUGCUAAGUGUCACUUUGUUGGAAUUGACAUCUUCACUGCCAAGAAGCUUGAAGAUAUUGUUCCUUCUUCCCACAACUGUGAUGUUCCACAUGUCAAUCGUACUGACUACCAGUUGAUUGACAUUUCUGAGGAUGGAUUUGUGAGUUUGCUGACUGAAAGCGGCGGCACUAAGGAUGAUCUGAGGCUUCCAACUGAUGAUAACUUGUUGACCCAGAUCAAGGAUGGUUUUGCAGAGGGGAAAGACCUGGUUGUGUCUGUCAUGUCUGCAAUGGGGGAGGAGCAGAUCUGUGCUCUCAAGGACAUUGGUCCAAAGUAGUUAAAGAUUGAUUUGCAAAUCUACUAUUCCAAUUUUAAUUUAAAGAUUUUGUUGUAAAAGCUUUUAUAGCUUGCCUCUCCAUGACUUGGGUACGUAUAGAUGCUGUUUGGAUGGGUUCUAUGUUUGGUUUGGAUACGAAAACACCAUUACUAGUUUCAUGUUGUGCUAUGGUUUAUUAUUGUUCCCUUCGAGUCCCUUUUUCUUCAAAAAAUCAGACUAAGGCGGUUUUCAUUUCA
This is a messenger RNA of Theobroma umbraticum, 847 nucleotides long. Its product is annotated as eukaryotic translation initiation factor 5A-2-like. The record is from RefSeq and is a predicted model, not a curated record. NCBI's taxonomy places the organism in Eukaryota, Viridiplantae, Streptophyta, Magnoliopsida, Malvales, Malvaceae. Gene Ontology annotation, biological process: positive regulation of translational elongation; positive regulation of translational termination. Gene Ontology annotation, molecular function: ribosome binding; RNA binding; translation elongation factor activity.